UGCAUACCUUAGCUGUUAGCACCAUUGCUCCGGUCCCUUCUCAGUUCUCAUGCUUUGGCGAUUCACCUACUUCUACAUAACUUUCUACCUUCCCUUCUCUAGCUUUGUUCCAAUAGAUUAGACAUGGCAUGCAAGAUUAAACCAUGGUAUGCGAUACUUGUGCUACUGAAUUUGGUGUCACAAUUGCAAGAUUAUUGUGCUCAUGCAGCUCCACAAGCGCCGUGUUUUUUCAUUUUCGGAGACUCCUUGGCAGAUAAUGGCAACAACAACAACCUUGCAACCGUUGCUAAAGCCAAUUACCACCCGUUCGGCAUCGAUUUCCUUAACCAAACCACCACUGGAAGGUUUACUAACGGCCGAACCACGGUGGAUAUUAUAGGUGAACUUUUGGGCCUUGACAAACUUAUUCCAUCAUUUGCAACUGCUGGAGGGAGGGACAUACUAAUUGGUGUUAAUUAUGCAUCUGGGGGAGCAGGCAUUCGUGAUGAGACUGGAAAGCAACUGGGUGGUAGGAUCAGCCUAAACAGGCAAUUGCAAAAUCACAAGGUUACACUCUCGAGUUUGAUUAAAUUACUAGGAACUCGAGAGUCAGCAGCAAAUCACCUCAACAAGUGCUUAUAUUAUGUUGCCAUGGGCAGUAAUGACUACCUAAACAACUACUUUGUGCCUGGUUAUUACAACACAAGCAGGCUAUACACCCCUGAACAAUUUGCCAAGGUCUUAAUUGUUCAAUAUUAUAAGCAAUUAAAGAGAUUGUACCAUCUUGGAGCAAGGAAAAUUGCCUUGCCAGGACUUGGACCAGUUGGGAGCAUUCCUUAUGCAUUCUCUAAUUUAUGCCGCAACAACGUAGCCACCUGUGUAGCAAAUAUAAACAGUGCAGCCCAGGUUUUUGAUGCAAGACUUGUGCUGCUUGUUGAUCGACUCAAUAGAGAUUUGGAGGAUGCACAUUUCAUAUAUCUGAACAGUUCUGGGAUGUCUUCUGGGGAUCCUUCUGUUCUAGGAUUCAAUGUUGUAGAUGUUGGAUGCUGUCCAGUACGCAGUGAUGGUCAAUGCAUUCCAAACUCAAAUCCAUGCAAAAAUAGGACUGAAUAUGUAUUUUGGGACGCUUUUCAUCCCACCGAGGCUCUCAACCAAUUCACCGCAAGGAGAUCCUACACUGCUUUUCUCCCAUCUGAUGCUUACCCCUAUGAUAUCAGCCAUUUAGUUCAAAUCAAGCUCUAAUUGAAGACACAUAAUUCAGACUUCAGAGAUAACAACUAUUUUUAUAUUUAUGUUUUCUCGGUCUCUCCACUGCUGAUAUUAACUUUAUAUGUUAAAACAGCAGCUCAAGAAGUGGUGCAGCAUGUACUUUGUU
Populus euphratica (Euphrates poplar) is the source of this 1354-nucleotide messenger RNA. Its product is annotated as GDSL esterase/lipase At1g29670-like. Bases 124 to 1221 code for a protein of 365 amino acids. The transcript is spliced from 5 exons. The record is from RefSeq and is a predicted model, not a curated record. Gene Ontology annotation, molecular function: hydrolase activity, acting on ester bonds. NCBI's taxonomy places the organism in Eukaryota, Viridiplantae, Streptophyta, Magnoliopsida, Malpighiales, Salicaceae.